This is a messenger RNA of Pseudophryne corroboree (corroboree frog), 2077 nucleotides long. It is a transcript of the gene SLC18A1, whose product is annotated as solute carrier family 18 member A1. NCBI's taxonomy places the organism in Eukaryota, Metazoa, Chordata, Amphibia, Anura, Myobatrachidae. Bases 177 to 1721 code for a protein of 514 amino acids. Gene Ontology annotation, cellular component: terminal bouton; synaptic vesicle membrane. Gene Ontology annotation, biological process: aminergic neurotransmitter loading into synaptic vesicle; transmembrane transport. The record is from RefSeq and is a predicted model, not a curated record. Gene Ontology annotation, molecular function: serotonin:sodium:chloride symporter activity. The transcript is spliced from 15 exons.
CCUCUCUUCCCAUGACGCAGACAGUGGCUGCAGGGCAAAAUCUGGGAGCUCAGCAGCAAUGAGGUGCUUGCUGGAUGCUCUCUCUUAUCCGGACUGACACAAGGUACAGACCUGUAUCUCUCUAGCGGCAGGACAUACCACAGAGCCGCUCAUCAGGUUCUUCCAUCCUGUGCAUCAUGGAGUGUAACCUCUGUAAGUGGCUGAGUGAGAAGAGGGGGUCCCGCCAGGUGGUCCUAGUGGUGGUUUCCGUAGCACUGCUCCUGGAUAACAUGCUCUUCACAGUUGUGGUUCCUAUCAUCCCAAGUUUCCUCUAUGAGAAGGAACACAAGAAUGGAAACAUGACUAUAGACCACAUGUCUUCUCCACCUCCCAACAUCUCUGCCUUUUUAACUAUCCAUUCUUUCUAUGACAAUUCUACGAUCUCCAGUGGGGAAUCACAUCUUCAAAGCCCCAGGGUCAAGACCCAGGGACCCAUAAAGAAUAACAGCUGCAAUAAGGAGACAAGUGUUUUGCAGGAUGAGAACGUACAAGUUGGUCUACUGUUUGCUUCCAAAGCAAUUUUACAGCUCAUGGUCAAUCCACUAGUGGGACUGAUCACCAACAGGGUUGGAUAUGAUCUGCCAAUGUUCUGUGGAUUUGUCAUCUUGUUCCUCUCCACUAUCAUGUUUGCCUUCUCUGGGUCAUACACCCUUCUCUUCUUAGCAAGAUCCCUGCAGGGAGUUGGAUCUUCCUUCUCUACUGUUGCAGGUCUGGGGAUGCUGGCGAAUGUAUACACGGAUGAUUAUGAGAGAGGACAGGCGAUGGGAAUAGCGCUGGGCGGUCUGGCAUUGGGCGUGCUCACUGGGGCCCCAUUUGGUUCUGUCAUGUACGAGUUUGUUGGGAAAGCAUCUCCGUUCCUGGUGCUGGCGGUUCUGUCUCUGCUGGAUGGAGCCCUCCAGCUCUUCUUUCUGCGGCCGUCCAAGUUCUCUUCAGGGAGCAUUGCUCCAACAUCAUAUGCGACACUGCUAAAGGACCCCUACAUCAUAGUGGCUGCAGGUUCCCUGGCAAUUGCUAAUAUGGCUGUUGGAGUUAUGGAACCCACUCUGCCCAUAUGGAUGAUGGAAACCAUGUGCUCUCCCAACUGGCAACUAGGCCUGGCUUUCUUGCCUGCCAGCAUCUCCUACCUACUUUGCACUAACGUGUUUGGCACGCUGGCUCACAAGAUGGGGAGGUGGCUGUGCUCUCUGCUUGGAAUGAUUGUGGUGGGAGUUAGCCUUCUUUGUGUACCACUAGCUACCAGUAUCUAUGGACUCAUCGGUCCUAACGCUGGGAUUGGCGUUGCCCUCGGAAUGGUGGAUGCCUCCAUUAUGCCCAUCAUGGCACAGUUAGUAGAUCUACGUCACACAUCUGUCUAUGGCGGGAUAUAUGCCAUCUCCGACAUCGCUCUAUGCAUGGGAUAUGCAGUGGGGCCCUCGUGUGGUGGCGCUAUUGCAAAGGCGAUUGGAUUCCGCUGGCUAAUGGUGAUCAUUGGUGUGCUAAACAUCCUCUACGCUCCGCUCUGUCUCCUACUGCGCAGCCCACCAGCCCAAGAGGAAAAACUGGCUAUCCUAAAUCAGGAAUGUCCUAUGGAGAUCAAGACUUACAUGGCUCAAAAUAACACACAGGACCUGCCACUGUCUGACCACAGUAGUGAUGAGGAGAUCAGCACUCCCCAAGACAGCACUAACCGAAUCCACCACUGACCAACUUAACAUCGAGCAUGGUGCUGGAGAGUGCACGGGAGCUGCAGACUCUUACCAUGUUAAUCAGUGCCCUGAUUUCUCAGAUGUUUAAAAAAACAAAACAAAGAAAACUAUUUGGACUGCCUUAUGUAACUUCUCCAUAACUCAUACAGAUUAUUUCUGAGCCUCCAUCAUUGAGGCCUGACUCUUCGUGACACCACUAAGAAAUCUGCCUGCACACCAUUCCCAGAAUGCACUGCCUGAAAUCUACACACAGUCAAACCACUAACUAAACUCACUGGCUGCCAUUUCCUAAUGUUAUUUAACCCUAAAACGUUUCUGUGUAGUAAACAUAUACAGUGCAUACAGAAAGUAUU